Paramecium pentaurelia is the source of this 440-nucleotide messenger RNA. The record is from the annotation of a GenBank genome assembly. NCBI's taxonomy places the organism in Eukaryota, Ciliophora, Oligohymenophorea, Peniculida, Parameciidae.
AUGAGUUAAUUUGUAGACUAUGAAUGGAAAAAAGAAUGUGAAGGGAUCAUUUGGGAUUACAUUUACAAUCCACCAAGAAAAAUAAGAACAAAAUACUUAAUAUCUCGGACAAAUGAAAAGGAAAUUAUGUACACUUUAGAUGGAUGUAGUUUGAAAAUGUAACAAUUCAUUUUUCUAAUCUUAGAGAUCGAAUUAUUGGCCCAUCAAAAGAGCUUGAUUUGAUGAACAAUUUAGAAUAAAUAAAACAUUUGUAAUGGAUCGGAUAAUAUGGAUAAAAUAACGUAAAAAUUGGUAAAUGGAUAAUAAGAUGGAAUGGUGAAACGUUAAAAGAUGUUGGAGGAUAAUACUCUAAUGAUGGAAAAAAAUAAGGAAGGUGGAUAGAGUUAUUUUCAAAUUAUUGGAAGUAAAAUUUUUUGUAUUAUUUAAUUAGUAAAGCUUGA